AAUGAUUAAUUUCUACAAUUGCGACCCAAGUCAUUCCCUUUAAAGUCAACUUAUCAUCAAUAUUUACUCUUUAGCACAAGUAUUUCCCUCUUUGUGACCGAACCUCACACAGUCAAACUAAGAUCAAAACUCACAUCUUUUCCUUCUCCACAACCACUUGCACUUUCAACUCCAAGAUUCUGAACAUCAAAAGCCAUGAACGAAGAUUUCGAUAUCCCUCAAGCCGAAGAAAUCAACGAGGAUUUCGAUCUCCCUGAAGACAAGGUAGGCGAAGAGAGACAAGUCGGCGAUGGUGGUCUCAAGAAGAAGCUUCUCAAGGAAGGUGAAGGUUGGGAUACACCUGAAUUCGGAGAUGAAGUUCAAGUUCACUACACCGGGACUUUGCUUGAUGGAACAAAAUUUGAUUCGAGUCGUGAUAGAGAUUCUCCUUUCAGCUUCACGCUUGGACAAGGGCAAGUAAUUCAAGGGUGGGAUGAAGGUAUUAAAACCAUGAAGAAAGGUGAAAAUGCACUCUUCACCAUCCCUCCCGAGCUAGCUUAUGGUGUAUCUGGUUCACCUCCAACAAUUCCUCCUAAUGCAACACUCCAAUUUGAUGUUGAGCUGUUGUCUUGGACAAGUGUGAAGGACAUAUGUAAAGAUGGCGGUAUAUUUAAGAGGAUACUUACUGAGGGGGAGAAAUGGGAGAAUCCCAAGGAUCCUGAUGAAGUAUUGGUUAAUUAUGAGGUUCGUCUCGAGGAUGGAAAGGUUGUAGCAAAGUCGGAUGGGGUGGAGUUCACUGUCAGUGAAGGUCAUUAUUGCCCUGCACUCUCAAAGGCUGUUAAAUCCAUGAAGAAGGGAGAGAAAGUGAUUUUAUUAGUAAAGCCUCAAUAUGGAUUUGGCGAGAAGGGGAAGCCAGUGCGUGGUGAUGAAGGUGCAGUUCCACCAAAUGCAUCACUGCAGAUUACACUUGAGUUGGUUUCUUGGAAGACUGUUUCAGAUGUGACUAGCGACAAGAAGGUCAUAAAGAAGAUCCUCAAGGAAGGGGAAGGAUUUGAGCGUCCAAAUGAAGGGGCCGUUGUAAAAUUGAAACUAAUUGGUAAGCUGCAAGAUGGUACUGUCUUUUUUGAAAAGGGCCGUGACAAUGAAGAGAAGCUGUUUGAAUUCAAAACAGAUGAGGAGCAAGUCAUUGAUGGACUAGAUAAAGCUGUAAUGACUAUGAAGAAGGGUGAGGCAGCAUUACUGACUAUUGCUCCUGAGUAUGCAUUUGGUUCAUCAGAGUCCCAGCAGGAGUUGGCUGUAAUUCCUUCUAAUUCAACUGUCUAUUAUGAAGUUGAACUAGUGGCAUUUGAUAAGGAGAAGGAAUCUUGGGAUAUGAGCACUGAAGAGAAAAUUGAAGCUGCUGGUAAGAAGAAAGAAGAAGGAAAUGUUUUGUUUAAAGCUGGUAAAUAUGCAAGAGCUUCUAAAAGAUAUGAGAAGGCUGUGAAGUACAUAGAGUAUGAUUCCUCCUUCAGUGAUGAGGAGAAAAAGCUGUCAAAGACCUUGAAGAUUGCUUCCUUAUUAAACAAUGCUGCUUGCAAGUUGAAGUUGAAAGAGUACAAAGAUGCAGAGAAGUUGUGUACUAAGGUUUUGGACAUUGAGAGCACAAACGUUAAAGCCCUAUAUAGAAGGGCUCAAGCAAGUAUACAGCUAACUGACUUGGAUUUGGCUGAAAUUGACAUUAAAAAGGCUCUUGAGGUUGAUCCUGACAACAGGGAAGUAAAGCUGGAGUACAGGAAUUUGAAGGAAAAGGUUAAGGAGUACAAUAAAAAGCAGGCAAAAUUUUAUGGAAACAUGUUCAGCUUGACAAAGUCUUGAUCCUGUUAGAAACUUUAGUAUGCCAUUAUGUUUCAAAAACCAGCGCUAUAGACGUAACCUGUGGGUAUUGACAACAGAAUCUGUUCUAGCUGAGUACCUGUUUUCAAUGGGUUUGAUCAUUGUAUCCUUUAUGGAUUAUGGGAAAAAUUGGUGUUUGACAUUCAUUUUGUAUUUUUAAUAUUUGAAUGUUAACAUAGUUGACAUGUUUUGAUUAUCCCCAUAAGUGUAGUGAUUUGUUUAAGAACUACUAUCAGUACACUACUUUUAAUUCCUA
Trifolium pratense (red clover) is the source of this 2107-nucleotide messenger RNA. RefSeq names its product peptidyl-prolyl cis-trans isomerase FKBP62-like. Lineage: Eukaryota; Viridiplantae; Streptophyta; Magnoliopsida; Fabales; Fabaceae. The record is from RefSeq and is a predicted model, not a curated record. Gene Ontology annotation, molecular function: protein binding; peptidyl-prolyl cis-trans isomerase activity. The transcript is spliced from 13 exons. The coding region runs from base 196 to 1833 and encodes 545 amino acids.